Messenger RNA from Lactuca sativa (garden lettuce), 843 nucleotides. RefSeq lists its product as uncharacterized. The record is from RefSeq and is a predicted model, not a curated record. NCBI's taxonomy places the organism in Eukaryota, Viridiplantae, Streptophyta, Magnoliopsida, Asterales, Asteraceae.
UUAACGGUCAGAAAAAUAAUGCAGACGUUUCAGUCGUCUUGUUCAACUUAUAUACCCAAAACCCUCAAACCUCAAACGUUCCAUUGUUACUCACAGAUACGGGUGUGGAGGCUCAUAUGGAGGUAGCUACUAUCGAUUGGAAUGAUUCCAAAUUCGAGAAAGAUGAACUCUACGAAGAUAUAAACGCUCCUCAAUGGAUCGAUUUCUCUGCUAAUCAUCCUCAUCCUUCUACACACGACGAUGAUGCUUGGUUUUGUCGACCUGAAUGUAAUCAUCCAAAAUCAGCCGAUGAUUUCUUCACAAAAACGAUCUCCAAUCCUUCUAAGAUCUCCAUGAAAAAUCAGGACAAUAUUAAACAUGAUAGCAACACGACAGUGAAGAAAAGAGGAACGCAAUUAAACAAAAUCUCGAGAAGUAAUGCUAAACGUGUACAAGAUUGCGAGAACCAAAACCCUAAUUUAUUAACACCUACCGAUCAUCAUGUCAUAUCAAGAUCAGGGAAGAAGAAGAAGGCGGAUAACAGUUCUUCAAAAAGGGAGGAAACCCCAAGGAAGCUUAAAACCACGUUCUCAGCACGUAAUCUGUUUGCAGGAAACAAUAUAUUGAAUCAGAUAACUGAAUUUUGCAAUGAAUUGAAGAGAUUGGGUUCAAAAAAGAAGGAGAAAGGGGAUGAACAUCGGGAGAAAGAGAUUGUGCAGAAGAAAUGUGAGGUAGGAGUGUUGCAGGAGAAACAAAAGUAAUAAUCCAAGAUUUGGUGCUUUUUUUUUUUUUUUUGAAACCAUGCACAUUUUUUAAGGUAUAUAUAUGAAAUUUACAAGUUAAAUUCGUUCUUUAUUUGAUUAA